This is a messenger RNA of Diorhabda carinulata, 2487 nucleotides long. RefSeq names its product UV radiation resistance-associated gene protein (gene Uvrag). Gene Ontology annotation, molecular function: SNARE binding. The record is from RefSeq and is a predicted model, not a curated record. Gene Ontology annotation, cellular component: lytic vacuole; endosome. Gene Ontology annotation, biological process: SNARE complex assembly. The transcript is spliced from 8 exons. Lineage: Eukaryota; Metazoa; Arthropoda; Insecta; Coleoptera; Chrysomelidae. The coding region runs from base 115 to 2430 and encodes 771 amino acids.
AACUACGAAUUACAUUGUCAAUUUGACAGUAAUACGAAUUGUAUUUGUUUUCAUAUUAUUAUAGGAACUUAUUUAUUCAUCAAAACAACAAGUUUGAUUCUAGAAAAAAAUGUCAUGAAUUUUUCUGCACAGGAAUUUAUGUUUGAAAGACAGCGGAUACGACAAUGGGUUCCCCUUAUUACACAGCAGUAUCGUUUGAGACAUGUCUAUCAAAUAAUUGGGAUAAACUUGGGAGACAAUGGAGUAGGUAGGUUUUACUAUACCCUCCAUUUGACGACAAUGUGUGCGCCUUUUUAUACAAGUGAAGAAGUUACUAAUCCAAAUCCUAAAUGGGCGGAAUUGAACCCAAAAGACAUCCCAAACCUCUCAGCUUCUUGUAUAGCUUUAAGGAUAUGGCAGCACAGUAAAAAUGGUGCAGAUCGGAUUUUAGUAACAUGGGGCAUUAAUUUCUCAGGCCUUUGUUAUAUCGGAAAUAAAAUUUCGGAUAUACAGCCAUAUUUCUUUAAAAAAAAUACUGUGAUAUUUUGUAUGCAAGGAGGAUUCUAUACUAGUCACCAAGUUAUAAGAACAGACUUACAAAAACCUAUACCAUUUUUAAAUAACAUUAAUCUCAUAGAUACUUCUAAUAAUAAGGUUAUCUAUAAGAGAGUAGCUAUUAAGGCUUGCAGUCAAGAUGUGCAACAUAGUUAUAGUGUGGAUAAAUUACGAUAUUUGCAGCAGCUACAAAUGCAGAUAAGAAAUAUAGAAGCUGACGUUCAGAACAUUAGAGAUAAAAUUAAUGUCCUUAAUUCUACAGCCACCAGAGACAAGGAUGUUUCUCAUCAUUCUACAACUUUAGCAAAUGUUAGAUACGCCCCACAAUUAUUAACUAUGAAUUCUUUAAAUAAAAUGUUACAGCAAAAACCAACAUAUGUACAGAAGCAAGAAAUGGCAAAAAUUAGUAAAGAACUGGAAAUAGGAAAAUUCAAAAUAAAACUACUUUCUCAAGAAAGAGACAAAAAAACUGUGAUAAUUAGAACACUAAAACAAAGAUUCAUGGAUUUAUUAGAGAACAAUGAAGAGAGAAAUUCUGAUUUGAUGGAAAAUUACCACAAGCUGAGCAGAGGUUCUGAGAAACUGAAAGAAUAUAAAAAAAACAUUCUACAUCAUAGAGAGAUUUAUUCGACUAUUUAUUGCCAGCUUCAACAGAGAAGAAGACAAUUAUUGAAAGAAUUACUAUUUAUAUUUCCAAUAGAGAAGAAUUCUGAAGACAAGUACACCAUCAUGGGAAUUACACUACCGAAUUCCGAUUUAUUAGCUGAUUCGACUGAUAGUGGGCUCUCUGUUGCUUUAGGCUAUAUAGCUCACAUUCUAAUAAUGUGUUCAACCUUUCUUCAAGUACCGAUUAGGUACCCCAUAACCCACUAUGGUUCCAGAUCAUACAUAACUGAUAACGUUUCACCUUCACUUUCAGAUAAAGAAAGACAUUUUCCUUUAUAUACGAGGGGUAAAGAAAAAAUUCAUUUCACUUAUGCUGUUUACCUGCUCAAUAAGAAUAUUGCUCAGUUCCGUUGGUUAUUUUAUAUGAACACAGUAGAACUCAAAGCGACUCUCUAUAAUCUCUUAACGUUCCUACAGAACCCUAGAGAAAUAAAAAUAGAUGCUUCUUCUUCUUCUUCUUUGAAGCAAUACGAGAUACGGCCAGUAAAGAAGUUAGACAUUGAUCAAGUGGUUAGUCUACGUAGUUUUAAUUCUAUCUCGAACGUAUCCGAUCCGCUUUUAGAUUGUAUAAGAUUGGAAAAUCGAUUAAAAACGUCCCAAAGUCCUAGUAGGAUUGAAAAGAAAUCUGGUGGGAAAAAAUGCGGAGAAUGCGGUAAAGGUCUGAGCGAAAUCCUUGCUGUACCAGAAGCUUAUUUAAACAAGCAGAUCAGCUCGGAAUCUUUCAGGAAUUUUAUGAUGAAAGGAAGAGGAUUGGAACCAAAUACAGUUUGUUGUGAUAGUAGUGGAGCAAUAAAGAUAACCAGUGGUAAAGAAAUUCCUGUAGAUUCUUCAAAACAAGUUUCGAUAGAACAAGGUCAAGAUCCUUUGGCAUCUACUUCUUUACCUAUAGUCAGAACUACCGAUAGUAAUUUGAGAAAUGAAUUGAAAAGUUGCAAAAGUUAUACUAAUAACAGAAUCAGUCGAUCUGUCGGUUCCUAUUCGGAUGACGACGCCGGUUUAGUUUUGAAAACAAAUUUUGAAGUCGGUUCAGAACCGGUACUAAACAUUAAUUCCAAAGAAAAUCAAGAAAAAGCAGAAAAUAGGGAAGAUCGAAAAGAAAUUUGGUUAGAAAGUUAUUCUGGCUUUGAAGAAACGUUAUCAAGAACUGCGAGUUAUGAGAAAAGUCCUUUGACGACUAGAACGAACGCUUUGCGUACAAGUACUACAUUCAAUUUGGUCAAACCAAAAUAAGUUUCAAUAUUUAAAUGUCAAUUCUUUUGGCAAUCAAUAAAUUUUUUACUUGAUAAA